Molecule: messenger RNA, 1137 nt
Organism: Quercus lobata
Lineage: Eukaryota; Viridiplantae; Streptophyta; Magnoliopsida; Fagales; Fagaceae
Product: protein FAR1-RELATED SEQUENCE 2-like
Exons: 5
Coding region: 1-1137 (378 amino acids)
Biological process (GO): regulation of DNA-templated transcription
Molecular function (GO): zinc ion binding
Source: RefSeq, a predicted model, not a curated record
AUGGAGAAACAAUUUCAAAGCGUUUACACAACAGCAAAAUACAAAGAGUUUCGAAAGGAGUUGCUAGGGAAGGUUUGUUGUAAUUUUUCUUCAUGUAAGGAAGAUGGUGUCAUUUCAGAAUAUGAAAUACGUGAAGAUGGAGCAUUUGGAGAAAAUUCCCAGCAUGCAACCUUCCUUGUUUAUUUUAACAAGGAUACCAAUGAAGUAAAUUGUAAUUGCCGGUUUUUUGAAUUUAGGGGAAUAUUGUGUAGGCAUCAAAUUACGGUGCUCUUUCACAUGAAGAUUGAUCAAGUACCAAACAAGUACAUCUUGAAAAGAUGGUGCAAAAAUAUUAAGAGGAGCCACACCAAAGUUCGCAUCAACUAUGACAACCGGCUUGUCAAACCUGAAACACAGCGCUUUGAUAAAAUGUACAAAGUCUUCAAUGAGGUUGCAGACUUGGCAGUAGAUUCUGAAGAUAAGUGUGAGAAGGUGGUGGCACGAAUUCUUGAAUUAAAAGGCGAGUUCAAACAAGAAAAACUUGUUUGUGGAAAUAAUGAACCCAUUUCUGCAGGUAUUCCUACAAAUUCAACCUCAUGUGGAGAUGAUUUUGCAAUUUCUAAAGAGACUAAAAACAUACUUGAUCCAGUAGUGGUUAGACAAAAGGGACGACCACCAUCUAAAAGGAAGCAGUCAAUAGUUGAAAAAGUUGUUAGAAAAAAGGAGGAAAGGAAAAAGAAAAAGAAAACCAAAAUAGCUACUAAGGUUGAGAAUGUGUCUUGUACAACCCCUACUAUGGGAUUGAGGGAGUUGGAACCGCAACAAUCACAACAGAUUGGUAAAGAGAAUUAUGAAGAAUCCAUCAUGUGGCCAAACAUUAAUUACCCUCCUAAUAUCAUCGGGAUGAGUCCAUAUUAUGGACUGCCAAAUAUGCUACAAGGAGGAAACUCGCCAUUUCAGUCAAGUAUGAUAAGACAAGUGGUUGGAAUGCAACCAUUUAGUUACCAUAAAAACACAUCUCAGGAUGAUUCUCCACUCCAGAAGGCAUGUUAUGAUUUGUCAAAUGAGCAUCCAAGCAAUUCUAUUGGGAAGUUUGGUACCAAUGAUGUGACAAACGUUGGAAAUCCAAAAUUACACGAAGAUGACAGGGGCAUUUAG